Vespula pensylvanica (western yellowjacket) is the source of this 3882-nucleotide messenger RNA. RefSeq names its product serendipity locus protein alpha-like (gene Spt). Gene Ontology annotation, biological process: cell migration; cellularization; cell-cell adhesion. NCBI's taxonomy places the organism in Eukaryota, Metazoa, Arthropoda, Insecta, Hymenoptera, Vespidae. The record is from RefSeq and is a predicted model, not a curated record. The transcript has 14 exons. Gene Ontology annotation, cellular component: membrane; cytoplasm; adherens junction. Bases 1003 to 3573 code for a protein of 856 amino acids. Gene Ontology annotation, molecular function: actin filament binding; beta-catenin binding.
UUUAUAUUUUAUGUUUUUAAUGUGGCACGACUAUCAGCACUCUAAAGGGUUACUUUUGAGAAAUGAAUUAGGAUAUACUUUUAUCGAGCCAAAUAGACAAUUCUUGAUAUUUAAAUCAAAAUGUGGUAUGAAAUAUUUCCGACAGUGGCAAUAAUAGCAGCUGGUUUAGGAUUGCCACACGUUGCAACACAUUAUUUAUGUUUACAAGUUUAUGGAACUCCAAUGCGUAGAUUACUUGAGGAAGAAUGGGAUUUGCUUAUGUUUAUGAGAGAUUCACGUUUGUGUGAUAGACCACAAACUGCUGGAAAAAUGGGACUGGAGAAUAUACCUGAUGAUUGAGAAGUACAAACAUCCAUAUAUGAAACUAUUUAUCUGGAAUAGUAUCUUAGAUCUGCUAUGUAAAUAGAAGUAUCUAAUAUAAAAAAUAUACUAUAUAUAAAAAUAUAUUAUGCAUUAACUUUAUUUAGCAUGAUGUUAUUACUUGGCUUUAAUUUAAUAUUCAUAAAAAUAGAUUUAUGUACGAUAAGAUAAUAUUAGAUAAAAUAAAAAUAUUUUGAAUUAAUUAUAUUUCUUUACAAGUAAUUUUUUUUAUUUAUAGUAAUGUAAAUAUAUAAUAUAUGUGUAUUUUUUCAUUAUUAUAUAAUUUUCUAUAUAUGCAUCUUUAAUUGGAUUAUAAACUUUAAUCUUUUAUCGCUAGGUGGCGUUUCACUUUCAAACGUAUUCUAAAAAAAUAGAGUGUAUAUAUUUGAUUUUGAAAUAAAAUUUACAUUAGGUAUAGAUUUUUCAAAAUAAAAUUGAAUUGAUUGAUUGAUAAAUUAUGAAAUUAUAAUAUUUUGUUUAUAUACGUACAUGCAGAGUUACUACGAUCGUGUUUGAAUAUAUAUUUUUGUAUUAGUGUAGUUGUACAAUCAGUAGCUUACUUCGCCUUGUUUACAAUUGACGGUUUCAACGUUUGAAUAAGAUAAAAUAUUGUGAAAUAAAUUGACAAAAAUAACAAUCAAUAUGUCUUUAAAAACCAAACGUAUGCAAAAGAUUUUGGAUCCUAUUGAAAUACAAAUAAAUAAUUUGAAGCAUUCAAUAGGAAAUAGCAAAGCUGGAACAUCUGAUGUUUUAAAUAUAAAAUCAGUUUUUUGUGAUCAGUUACGUAUUUUAGCUGAAAAAUUUGAGAACUUAUCAAAGGAUGAUAUCACUGAUUAUCAAGAAAUGAAAACAAAAAUUGCUGAUACGGUUGAAGAGUUUUGUUUAUCGAAUGAAUUUGUCGCUAAUGAAUUGGUAGAAAAUAUUAAUAGUCAUACAAGCAAAGAUGCAAUAGGAACGUUAUUGGAAAAGUUUGCAAUGGCUUUAAAAGCUCUUGAAAACCUUGAAUGUUUACCAUUGAAACAGAGACUUCAAGAUUAUUUUGAUUAUGUUAAAGAAAUGGGUACUGUUAAUGAGAUUGAAGACUUUCAAAACAUAAAGGAACUAGGUACUUCUAUACUAGAAGUACUUGGACCAUUACAAAAAUACAGGAAAAAUUUAAUUUCAAAUUUAUUAUCAGAAAGAAUAGCAUUAUACACCUUCCAGAUACAUACAACAUUUAGUAUGUUAGUACAGCUGAUUCAGGAGCAACAUCAAUUAAAUGCAUCAAUUUACAAUUGCAAGAAAUAUAUAUGCGAAAGAAUGUGUCUUUGUUUCAAAUUAAUACUUGAAGUUUUGGAUGCACCAAAUCCAUCUUCGGAAGAUGAAACUAUAGAAAAAGAAAAUCAUUUUGUUUAUAGAAUGGAUUUGGUACUUGAUAUUAUAGCUGAAAUGUCAACGAAAACGCAAGAACAACAGAUCCUGGAAUGUACAGAAUUGUGGUGGGGUAUAGAAGAUAUAUUUUCACAUGCAAUGUCAAUUGCACAAAUGUGUCAACCCCAAAAUUUUGAAGCAAUAUCAGCAGCAUGUCAAUCCAUAAUGGGAGAAUAUGAAAAUUUAAAAUCGCAACUAUGUUCCGAAACUCCAGAUCCUAGCGUUAAUAAUCUCUUCAUGAAUACAUUGAAUGAUGCAUUAUAUCGCUUAGAACGCAAAGUCAAUAUUUCAGUGUUAAUGCUUGUUAUGGAAGUAUUUAGUGAUUCUUUUAAUGCUUUGAGAAAACUUGUUAUGACAUGUGGAAGUUCACUGACUGCUAAGAAAAGAUCUAAAAGCGACUUGCAUAGUGCUAUAGAAGAUUUUGAUCAACUUACGGAUAAAGCUAUGCAAAUUGGAAUAUUUGCUAAUGCAUGUUGCAGAGAUGUAGAGCGUGUCAACAAAAUUCGAAAUUGUUUGGCUGGUCUUGAAUCAUUGGAAAAUGAAUUAAUUGCUGCUAUCACUGCGUUUUACCUUCAUCCAGACAAUAAAGAAUUGCGUGCAAGUGUAAAACUUUUAACUUCUCAAUGGCAAUUAGAAAUGAAUAAAUUGCAUAAUACUGUAAAUCUAAUUAUUGAUUCUGCUGCUUAUUGUCAGGUAGUUUUAGACGAUCUUCAAGAGCGUAUACGUAUUAUGUCUGAUUGUUUUGACAAUAGAGAAGCUGUAACUCAACAACAAGUGCAAAGCAUUGUUUUACGAGCAGUUUCAUUGUCUAGUCAAUUAACUAUAACUGUAAAUGAUAUUGGAAGUGAUAAUAUUGACAGACAAACGAUCAUGAUGAUUCGAGAACUAAAAGCAGCUAUAUUCGAAACCGAUGCAAGUGCAAAAAAGCUUCUUGUAGAAAAUGCAACUGAACCACAACAACUGCGAGUUAUUAAAAGAUGUGAACUGAUAUUAAACGUAAUAAAACGAUUACAGCCUGCUUUAGUCACUGUUAUGAAUAAUUCAAUAUUAAUAAGUACUAAUUAUGGCAAAGCAAGUAUGGGACAAGGAGAUAUGCUUCAUGAUUCAAGUCUUAAUUAUCCUUCUACAGUAUACAGGUUGCCACAAGAUGAAAAAACUUUGACUUAUAUCAGAACACCAUACACAGUGCAAAAUUAUAAACCACCGCUAUCAAUACAACCAGCUAAUAGCGUACCUAGGACACAAGCAAAUUUAUCAUCUUUAAUUCCAUACAUAAAAGCUGGACGUAUCAUACGUAUGGAACAAACUAUAAUGUAUAAAACACCACAAAAAAUUAUAAAAGAUACAGAAGAUCACAGCACGAAAAAAAAAUUAAAAUCUAGAAAUUUAUUUAACAUUAGGCAACAUUUAUUUAGUAGAGAAAGUUUCAUGCCACAAAGUGAAAUUAAUUUUUCUUCUGAAACAAUAGAUUUAACAGACAUAUUAGAAAAAGUAACAAAAUUAUCUGAAACGUUAACUUCAUCGUUAUCGAUUUCAUGUAACACGAAAUUGCAAUAUAUUAAUUUGCCAGAUGAAGGGAAAAUUAGAACUUUAUCGGAUGAGUUGUGCAAUAUUAGAGUUUCAACAAUUAAAUCUUUCAAAGAUUUAAACAAAACUGCUGUGAAAGAAAAGUUAGAAGAAUCAUCUAUAAUAGGUGGUGGCGAUGCCCCGUCAAUCGAAACAGAAAAAUAUGAAGAUGUACAACGAUUAGAAAAAAAAAUGGAGAUCUUACAAAAACAAGUACUGAAAGAUUCAAGAGAAUAACAUUGAAUGAUUAAAAUGACAAAUGGUGCAACUAUAUUGUAAAUCCGUCCAGAGAGAAAAUGAGUAAAGGAAUAAGCAUAUACUAAAUGCUCAAGAUUCAACGCAACGAGACUGAAUAAAAAGAUAUAAUUAUUUUCAUAUGAAAACUGUUAUUAUGAAUAGGUAUACUUGACAACUUUAUUAACAUGCAGUAUUCAAAUGAAUUUUGUUGUUAUGUCAUAAUUAAAUAUCGUUCGACUUACAAAGAUUGUUAAUGGUGAUUGAAUUAAUGUUAUAGAUAAACAGUCUUUAAUAAAAAAAAUUUAUAUA